AAUUGGAGAGUGAUAUAUAGAGAGAGGGAAUGAGAGAGAGAGAGAGAGAGAGAGAGAGAGAGAGAGAGAGAGAGAGAGAGACCUUGGGGAAAGCAGAGCAUAUGGUCUUGUGACGUAACGCCGCUCGUUGGAUCGCUUUGACAACAUUGCAGUGUGUCUUUUGUGUGCGCGUGUGUUUACGUGAGAGUGUGUUCCUCAGGAUUAAAUCUAACCUAUAGACAGUCAUAUCCGAAGGCUCGGACGCGCACUAGAAUAACUCCACUAUACCUGCAGUAAACAAUGAACACGCUGACCGCCGCCUCCUGCCUGCUCGUCGCCGGCAUCAGCUGCUACCUCUACGGCAGCGAAGUGUUCUCAUCUCUGCUCCGGCUCUCUGUUGCAGACCUCUCCAUGCCCGAGCCGGGAGAUGCUCCGCGGCAGAGCCCGCAAGGAGUCCCCUACACCGAGCUGCAGCACAUCGUCAACGCCGAUGGACUGCACCUGUUCUGCCGCUACUGGGAGCCCGCCAGCCCGCCAAGGGCUCUGGUGCUGGUUGUUCAUGGACUAGGGGAGCACUGUGGGCCAUAUGAUGAGAUUGCACAGAGAUUAAAGGACCUGUCCUUUCUGGUGUUUGCCCAUGACCAUGUCGGCCACGGUCAGAGUGAAGGAGACCGGAUGACCAUCAAAGACUUCCAGUUUUUCAUCAGAGACUGCCUGCAGCACAUCGACCUGAUGAAGAGCCGCCACCCUGACCUGCCUGUCUUCAUCCUGGGUCACUCCAUGGGCGGUGCGAUCUCCAUCCUGACAGCGUGCGAGAGGCCCAGUGACUUUGCCGGAGUGGUUCUGAUCGCCCCGUUGGUCCAGAUGAACCCAGAGUCGGCCACACCAUUCAAGGUUUUUGUGGCGAAGCUCCUCAACCGCGUGGUGCCCAGCCUCACUCUGGGGACAGUCGAUUCCAAAUGGAUCUCACGGGACCAGAAGCGGGUGAAGGAGUAUGAAUCGGAUGAGCUGAACUACCACGGCGGCCUGCGGGUGUCGAUGGGUAUUCAGCUGAUGGGGGCGGCAGCGCGUAUCGAGAAGGAGAUCCCGACCAUCAGCUGGCCCUUCUAUCUCCUGCACGGGGAUGAGGACAAACUCUGUGACAUCAACGGCUCCAAGAUGAUGCAGGAGAAGGCGGCCAGCUCAGAUAAGACAUUAAAAAUCUACGAGGGAGGCUACCACUCGCUUCACCAGGACCUCCCUGAGGUGGCCGAGUCCGUGCUGAAGGAGGUGUCCGGCUGGAUUACAGAACGACUCCCGGUGAAUACAACGCAGCAACCGCAGGGCUCGUAGAACAACGCCACUGCCAACGAGGCCUGCUCACAUUCCAGUAGUCUGUCUUAAAAUACUCCUCCUCUCUGUUCUGGGAAACACUUUGGGCCUAUAGACUGACGUUCUCCUCUUUCCUUUUUAUAUAAAGUUACUGAUUUUAGCCUCGGAGCAUAUACUGUUGACAAAGAGAAUAUAUCCACCCUCCUUUGUACGUAUCAAUCAGCCUGCGUUACACUGGGUUAAUGGAUGAUGGGGCCAGAAAUCACUUAUAUUUGUAUACACAUAUUUUUGAAGCCAGCAGCAUUUAUGAUCAGGGAUAGGCUUUGUGUGUUCAAGGCAGUUUGCUUGUUUGCUCAUAAUUUACCAUUUAAAAUAAGCUGUUAUUAGACCGAGCUGAAGCUCAAGUGAAGUCAAGUUUAUGCUAAAGGAUGCUCCACUUUAAAGUGCAAUAACAGAGUUUUAUUUCCUCAUGGUUCAAACAGAACAGAUCUUCAGAAAUGUAACUGGUCAUUUAUACGCACCGCAGCAUUUCCUUCUUCCCUAUCCUCCAUUAUUAGAGAGGUCAGAGGUCAGGAUCAGCUUCACUGCACAGUGAAUAUUUAACAGCUCGCUUUACAGUCUCAACACAUGAGUGUAGAUGAUAUCGGUUGACACAAAGCCGUCACAGAGACAGUUUUCCGUGUGCUCGGUUUGAAGGAGGUUUCAUUCCUGAUUCAUAUUUCUGGUAGUAAGGAUUAAGCAGCCUCCUCUCUCUCCAUCCUGAUCGCUCUGUUUGAAAUUAACCAGAGCAGAACCUCUGACAGGAGCAGCCUCACAGAGUCACUCAGUGCCACGCCGCAAAGUCUUGUAGUGAUUUUUCCAAAAAGUUUGAAAAUUCCACCUAAAUUGUUUUAUAAUCAUAGUCACAGCACUCAUACACAUUAUCAUUCCAUUAUUUAAUAUCUUUCUCUGACCAUAUUAAAGACUAUAUGGAAAAGGAGAGGAUGCAGAUUAAUAGAUGAAGCUGUACUUUUUGCUCUCUGUAGUUGGGAAAUAGAAGCACAAGCAAAUGUCAAAAGGUCUUCCAUCUGUGUGACCUUUGACCUUUGGGUUCCCUGUUUGAAUCAAGCGGCAACCUCCGGUCUCAAAAUAUGAAGCCUAUGCGGAAGUGUUAUAAACUGCAGUUCAUGGAGUGUCCACUUGAGGCUGGCUGCAGAAACACCAGAAACCACAUACACACCCAUUCAAAGAAGACGAUCUUUACAGCAGAAAUAAACAUGUUUACAGCCUGGUUCAAAAAACGGCUCAAAAGUUGGUUAGGAGGCUCAAUCCCUGCCUCUUUACCUUACACUCUUUUGGAUGAGUUCAGCAUUUCCAAUAUGGCUGCCACCGACAAUCGGCUUCAAAACAGCGCUUCAGAAACAGAUGAGUGACAUCACGGAUACUACAUCCAUUAUUUAUGCAGUCUAUGGUGGGAAAUAGAGGCAGAAGCAAAGAGCAAGAGUUACUUUGAAUAUUUUCUCAUUUUAAAAGUACAAUUUUUCAUCAAUUUUAUCGGUCCCUGGUUGUAAUACAGUAUUCCCGCCAGACGGUGGCUAUAGAGCGUCUUAAAGCAGUUUGCUAACCGCAUUAGCAAACAGAAGAAGAAUGCUAACUGCAUUAAAUAGGAAAAUAAGAAGAAAACAUUAGCUACAGUCACUGCUUUUUUCUCAGUUUCUGAAUCUCACGCUACUACACACGUAUUUCCAGAGACUGAGCAUGGCUGUAACAUGUAAACACAGAAACACUGACAUAAAGAUCCAGACAGACGCUGUCAGUGCCCGCUACUAGCAGAGAUUUUAUUAUUCUAAUAAUCGUCUAAUAGAUUCCAAUGAUUAUUGAAUAGUAUUUUGGCUUGAAAUGCCCAUCCCUACUGCAUGCAUUACUACCACUAGUUGCCACAGUAGGAAUCUGAACAUGUGUUCAAGUUAAAAAUAAUCUAAUUUUAGUCAUAAUUGCAUGCAUAUACACAGGAAAGUUGUACAAAUGAGGCCUACAGAGACUAAAUAUGUUUGAGUAAUCUCCUUUUUAGUCAUGUUAUGGAGGAAAACUGAGAGACCUUGGACUCUUGACCAUUGAAAUGUAGUCAAAGCUUUCGCCAGAUGUUUCAUCAUCACGAAAUUAUAAAUAGGAUGAGUGCAGCAUGAGGUUUUUUAAAUCUCACUUCCUUGGAUAAUUCCUUAAAGUAAGAAUAGCUAAAGCCCUGGUCCAGCUAACACUUUUUUCUUCUCAGUAUUUUGAGACUAAUUCUCAAAUUUUUAAGAAUAGGCGCUCAAAGAAGUUAUAGCAAUAAUGUCCCAGUCGCCUCUGUUUUGAUGGCUGUUGAUUACCAGCUGGACAGACACACACUGAGCUAACCGUGUAAUACUGGCAAAGAGACUAUAAUUAGAACGUUUUACAGCAAGCACUCAGCUGUCCCUACCUGUUUAUCAAGCAUGUGUGUCAGCAGCUCAGGUGAAGAGUUUUAGUGUACUCGCCCAGCCUCGUGUUAGACAUGAUAAGGGAUCAAACAUGGUGCUGUUGGUAGUUCAGACACAAUAAGAGUCUGUUUGUCCAACAGAAAAUACAUCCACCGUAAAUCCUUCUCUUAAAGGGAGACGUCUCUCUAUCCCCCCUGAGUUCAUGCAGAGAGAGGAAGGAAAGCACAGUGUGAUGUAACCACAGCAGCAGGCCGGCGCGAGGUAGAAUGUUUCACAGCAACACCGACAGAGCGAGAUGAGUCUCUGGCUUGAUGCCUGCGCUGACUUUCUAUUUCCUCACCCUUAAUCUCUCUCACUCUGUCGCUCUCUCUAUCUCACCCCGUGUCACCCUGUUUCACCCGUGUUUUGUAUUAAGUUGCUGUGGUGACCAGCACUCUUUGUUCUGAGAUUCACAGAGCCCCUUGUUCUAACGUGGAUUCAAGCAUCUGCACUGUCAGACACUGAUAUUUAAACCCACUGAGAGGCUUCGGAAGUGCAAAGAUGCCCCUUAUGUAUACAGUCUGUGGUGUGGAUUUCUAAAACUAAAUUCCCGUCUCUGACCCUUCUCAUGAGAUCUAAACUCAAACAACUUCUGUAGAUCUGUUUUGGGCUUUUAACAUAACUUAUAACGAUUAUAAAUGAUCUAGAUCUUUACAUUUCAACAUGUUAUCAUGUUCUCUCGCAUUCACCUUAUUUAUAAGUCUGGUUGCUCUUUUCUGUAACACAUACAAAGGUUCGGUAUCGGUUAUAUACGUGUUGUCCCGUACCUCAGAGCAAUAACUAAAAUAUGGAAGAACAAGCGAACAGAGAGGCAGAAUCCAAACUGUCUUUGGCCCCGCCUUUAUAUAAUCUGAAUGUGGUUUCCAGGUCAGUUUAUCAUCUGUUAUCACUCCCAGAAAUUAAGCUUCAGACACCUUCUCACCUUUUUGAACCAUUUACAACCCUGAUAUUUUGAUCAUCCUGUUUCAAUCACCCAAAGUCAUAUGUUGUCUUUUAAUGCCAAAGGGAAGCAGAAUAACAUUUACAACUCAUACACAUUUAAAAAAUAGAUAGAAAUGCUUCUUGGGGCACUGGUGGCCUUGUGGUCUAAGCACUCCAUGCAUAGAGGGUACAGUCCUCGUCGCAGAGGUCGCCGGUUCGACUCCCGGCCAGUUGGCAAUUUGCUGCAUGUCUUCCCCCGCUCUCUACUCCCCCAUAUCCUGUCUCUCUUCAGCUGUCCUGUCAUUAAAAAGACAAAAAUGCCCAAAAACACAACUUAAAAAAAUGAUAAUAAUAACAAAUGCUUCUCAUAAGAAAUUCAACGUCAGGUUUAAACAGGGUAUCAGGAUGUAAGCCCUUCCUUUCUCCGUGUCUGUUCUCCGAGGCAUCAGUGGGUGUUAUUGCCAGACAAAAUGUGAGGUCACAUUGCAGUGGGUGCAGAUCCAGAUUGAGCAGUGAGGUGUUUGUCAGUCCCAGUGGGAUCCAGACCCUUCACCUCCACCCGAGCUGCAGGGGUUUAUACCACAAGCACUUCAAACACAAUCUCCUCCUGAUUGGGCUGCAGGAAGGCGCAGCACACACACAAAGGCUCAAUACUCCCUGUUAAAGCACAAUGAAACCAGCCUCACAGGAUCCUGUGAAGCAGAGACUUUCAGAGGCUAUCCCUGUCAGACCACAGGAGUGCAUGUUACUGCAGUCAUUAACCCUCAGAGUGAGAGAGAGAGAGUGAGAGGAGAGAAGCUGUCAGUAACCAUGGCAGCUCCUUUUUUUCAUUUUUCAUAAGAUGUGUAUUUGUUAACAGUUCAGCAUGUGCGGCUGACGCUGCUGCGCUUUCAGAGCCGGUUGUCCAUUCUGCUGCUCUCAGAAUUCCCUUUUGUGUGAGCGCCCUGAUAAGAGAGCAAACAAUUAGCCUCAUCAGUUCACAGUGAAUAACAAGAGCUGAGCACGCUCACUGAAUUCAUAUGAGGCUGCUGUAAGAAAAACACGCCAUUGACAUUUUAGCAGAGAGAGAGAGAUUAAAGAUAGAUGGAUAUAUAUAUAUAUAUUAUCCUCAGAGAUUGUCCUGCCUUAAAGGGGCAUUCCCUGACAAAACACUCACAUCUUGUAAAGCCAUGUAAAGUAAUCCCUGAUCCAAGGCACAAAAACAAAAACCAGAACAGUAACAAUCAACAAGAACAUACAGCAAACAUUUCAAACAUUUACAUUUUAUAUAAGCACAGUUAUGUUUGAGCUACUCUCUCUCUGUAAAUUAAUGUACAUAGUAAAUAGUGUUGGGUCUUAUUAUUUAUUUAAAUUAGGAGGGAUUAUUAUAAAUAAUCAGCCCCCUUCACCGGACACAGAAUCACAACUGAUCUUGUCUGAACCGAAAUGAACCUUUACUCAUUCGAUUCAUCUCAGAACUCCUUCCCAAGGAUUCAGACUCACACAUUGAGUCUUUUCUGUGUCGAGUCGCAGCCCGAAGCUGACUCAGACCCAUUAACACCCGGCAGGGUGCCCGACAGCCCAACAUCUAAUUGUAGAUCCAAAAUCAGGUUAAUUCCAUAACGCCAUACCUUGUAAGAAAAUACCCAAUUUAAAAUAUGACAUAAGCAUGAAAACAUGAAAUAUUUUAAAAUCUCAGAUCAAGAAAAUAAAAUUAGUAAAAAAAAAAAAAAUCAUUAAAACACAAUUUGUUAAAGAAAUUAAAAGAUUGUAGUUAAAGAAAUAAAAACUAUGGUUGAAAAAGGAGUUUGCAUCCAUUUAGUGGCCAUGUUGCCACCCUUUUCUACAGGCAUGCUUCUUUACAUGAGCAUGAAAUGAAAGCAGGUUUCCAUACUGAGAAAUAGCCAUGUCCAGGCAAAUGCUCUGUUAAUAUGUGAUAAUCAACUUGACUGUUAAUAUCUUUUUUAAUUAAGGACAGCAGGUCUAUAUUAUCGAAGAUGGCAGGAAAGUGCUUUAUCUACUUAGGCUGCAGGAUUAGGUGUUGUGUUGUUCCUUCUAACUCGACUUUAUGACUGUUUCUAAGAAAAUAGCUGUUAUAUAUGAUGGAGGACUAAGCAGCAGCGGCAGCAGCAACACAGGCAGGUCUAUCUGUUGCUUUAUGAGAUUACUGUGCUGGGAAGCUUCAGUGCACAGUUUGCAUGGAUGAGGUCAUGUCAGUGUACAGCAGGAACUGAAAGAGUUCAUCAUCACGUCUGUUAAAUACCGACGAUCCGAGCUGUUACACCUGAGUUUAUAAUAAUGUGUCUUUUGUUGGCAUCUGGAAAAGCAGCUGCUCUUUUCAGAUCAUGCAUUUUGGAGCUUUUUGAAAUCUGUUUUUAUGAAGAAGGAUAAUUGAUUUGCUGAACAUAAUUGUAAUACACUGUAUAAUAGCACAGCAUUGAUAACUAAUGUUGAUGGAAAUACAAAAAUCAGUACUUUUACAAAUGUUUAUUUAUCCUGUCUAGAGUAUUUAUAGGAAAUGAUUUUAUGUAUAGGCUACUAUAUACUGAUUACUCAUUGUGAGCACUUUUUACACCAUACAGCAGUCAUAUUGUGCCAUUUUUACUGACUUAAAGCUCCAUGAUACUUUGAAUCUGGUUCAGUGUAUGCACAGUCAGCAUUCCCCAAAAUGUAUUCACAAUGUUUCUGAUCUGGUUUUGCGUGUAAUACCAGGGUAAAAUACCACUGUUGAAGUCGACAUCAUGUUGAAUGCACUUGUCUUGUUGCUGUUUGUCACAGAGCUAUGAAUGUUAAAACCAUCUGAGAUUAUAAUGCUUUUGUUUGUUGCAGGAUCUUAACAACCAGGGUGAUAUUGUUUCAGAUCCUCACCUUUCAGGAACUUUGAUUAAAAGGAACUUCAAAUGAAUGCACAUUUAGAUGCUUAAAGUGUCUCUGAUACAUCUCAAAUCAAACAGGAUAGUGCACAUAUCAGGUUUUCUCAAGCAACAAGCCUUGAGUCACACGACUACGUAGAUUUCUAUGGGAAUAUUUAUUGUGUGUUUAUUUUUAGAUGAUGGAUUAGUGCUGUUUGUGCCUUAUAACUAUGAUGAAUGUGUUUCAGAGUAUGAGCGUGUACUGUUUCUCUGUUUUCUCUCUGCCUGUCCUCACAUCUGUUUCUCGUUCCGUAGAUGUGCGUGUCUGCUUGUCCUCCUUUUUUAUGUCUGUAUAAAAUUCAAUCCGAUUAGUGAUCUUCAGUCUAAAACUCUCUCUGCGUGUCUUUCAGAAUAGGCUCUGAAGUCACAGCGUAUUAUAUUACAAGUUCCUUUAACCGCUUGUCAUCUUUUACUCCGAAUAACCACACAGGGACAAAAGGGGGUGAGGGUUUAGUCCUGCUUGGUUGCAAACUGUGCUAUUUACAAUUUAUUCCAAGUGGUUUGAUUAUAGAACAGGAAGACCUUUCCAUGGGUUGUGAUAAAAUCAGAAGUAUGGUUUUUUUUCUUUUGUAUGGGAUGAUUGCAUUGCCAUUAUUAUAUAUAUACAACAUUGUAAUGUUGAGAAAUCUGAAGGCUUUUAUAAAAAAGACGAUGCACACGCUUUGAAUAUAGGUAAACUAAUAGAUUAAAUCAAUAACCCUAAAGGGUCAAAAGGUUGCAUGUUUUUUUCUGGGUUUAUUUUCCUGUACCAUGUUUUUAAUGACUUGUGCUGCAACUUAUCUGCACUUUUGUAAGCAUUCAUUCAAAACCUUCACAUACACAAAUGGUAGGAAUGUAAAUGUAGGAUCUGUGUUGGUGUGGUAGAGAAAAGAAUGUGUUUCUUUCUCCAUCAUGUUUUGUGGAAACAAUAUAAAUCACACCCUGACGUGAUCGUGCAUUAACAAAAAAGGAUUAAGACAGUUGAAGUUGACAGGCAGCACAUCAUGGACCAACAUCACAUUCUUCAGUCUUCCUUGUAAAGUUAGGUGUUGUGUCUUUCAACAGUUUUCUAAUUAGCUAAUUGUACUUGAUUUAAAGAGCCAUGUGCUGAUACUCAACGAAUCAAAAACAGACAUCACCAUAGAUAAUGUACUGCAAACUUUAGCUCCAAUGUGAAGAAUGACCAAAUUUCACACUGUCCUGUGUUGAGUAUCAGCAUCAGACCGUUUGAUUCAGGUGUGAUGAAUUAUUGUAUAUAAGAUGUAUAUAAAAUGUAAUACUGGGUUUACUUCUAAAACACUGAAAUUCAUUCUACCUGUUACUGGAAUGUUCAUAAUGUCCAAACUCUCUGACAGAAUAAACUAUAUGACUCUUUAACUUCA
This is a messenger RNA of Notolabrus celidotus (New Zealand spotty), 8940 nucleotides long. RefSeq names its product monoglyceride lipase (gene mgll). The transcript is spliced from 7 exons. NCBI's taxonomy places the organism in Eukaryota, Metazoa, Chordata, Actinopteri, Labriformes, Labridae. Gene Ontology annotation, cellular component: membrane. Gene Ontology annotation, molecular function: lipase activity. The record is from RefSeq and is a predicted model, not a curated record. Bases 280 to 1311 code for a protein of 343 amino acids.